AUGGAGCAAUCACUCAACAACAUCCAAUUGCACGACGACUGGGGUGUCUAUGUGUCCGAAGAUGACGAAGACGAAGUUACUGAACUUACCGAGGGCAUUGACGGUUACAUCGUGCGCGUGGAAGUUCCUGGACCUCCUUGUUAUCCUGUGACCAUCGGUGGGCUCAUCCAGGGCGGUGGUAAGUCCUAUCGCAUCGAGCACAAGCUCGGCCACGGCGCAUUCUCAACAGUAUGGCUAGCUUUUGAGGUCGGCACUGGUACCUCAGUCGCACUCAAGAUUCAUCGCACUCUUACGACGGCAGUUGCGUGUUUCCACGCUCACAACCUCAUCCAUCGCGAUAUCAACGACAAUAACGUCAUGCUCGGAAUUGUCCCCGGUGCUCUCGACCAAGGACCGACGCCUUCAGAACGUUACAACCAAGUCGGUCGCCCACAGAAGUUUCCCUUGCCAACAUGCGAAUGGAUUUGGAGGCCAGGGGACCUCGUUGCGCCCAUUGGAUGGCCAUCCAAUAUGGUCGCCAAGACAGCCUUCUUGAGCGAUUUCGGCUUGUCGAUGCGCGCUGGCUCUCCAAUAACGGACGACUGCCUCCCGCCAUUACCGUGUGUUUCGCCAGAGCUCUUCCACGAGGGCUUUGGGCCCACCUACGAGUCGGACAUGUGGGGAUUCAUGUGCGUCUUUGCUACUCUGAUGACUAGUUCCAGUCUUUUCGACGGGUGGAGCGCCCCCGGUCCUUUGGGUUGUAUGGCCCGUGUUAUAGGACCACUGCCUAGGGAAUGGGACGGACGAUACAAGUGGCCGCGUCUUUACUCGGAGGAGGAGCGCCGCAAGUGGUAUGACCAGUCAAGAACCGCAGAUUAUCCUUUUGAGGCUCUUUUGGGCCUUUCCAGGGAGGAUCUGAAGGGGUCAAGAGAGCAAGAACUGGUAUCGGAUGUGUUGCACAAGGGCUUUAAAUAUCAGCCUUCGGAGAGAAUCACAGCGCAGCAGCUCUUAGAUGAUGCGCCAUUUCAGGAACUUAUGUCGAUUCAUGGAAUAGAAUAA
This is a messenger RNA of Diaporthe amygdali, 1038 nucleotides long. RefSeq lists its product as uncharacterized. Gene Ontology annotation, molecular function: ATP binding; protein kinase activity. Bases 1 to 1038 code for a protein of 345 amino acids. Gene Ontology annotation, biological process: protein phosphorylation. The transcript has 3 exons. The record is from RefSeq and is a predicted model, not a curated record. Gene Ontology annotation, cellular component: nucleus. NCBI's taxonomy places the organism in Eukaryota, Fungi, Ascomycota, Sordariomycetes, Diaporthales, Diaporthaceae.